UGCCUAGCAGCCAGAUGCAAAAAAGGCCCCAACCUGGUUGCCGGACCCCGGCAUGCAUCAGACCCGGGUUUGCAGCGGGAGAGAACAGCCAUGCAUUUCGCUACGGUAAACAGCGGCCGCUUGUUGGGUCUGCUGCUGUUCAGCAUCACCGUUCUGCAGAUAGUGCCGGUUGCUUUGGGCCAGUCAAACGUAACCUUACCGCAGCCGUUUAAUGUAUCGGUGGAUGUAAAUCACACGCUGCCGAGCAAUAGCUUACCACCGCUGGCGACGGUCUCCCCGCCCUGGAAACCGAUGCCACGCUAUCGCACUGCCCACUAUGAUCCGGUCGGGAAGGUGCUCUGGUUUCCACGGAUCAUCGGAGGCUCGAUGGCAACGGCCGGCGAGUUCCCGGCGAUGGUGUCACUGCAGCAGGUCCAGAAUUCGGCACACGUGUGCGGCGGGACUCUGAUUACGAUGAGUCACGUGCUGACGGCGGCUCACUGCGUUACGGAUGUGCGAGGAAUUCUGCAUCCCGCCAACCAGUACCAAGUGAUGGGCGAUGAUCUGUACAUCCUGCAGCAUAUGGGCAGUCCAACGCGGCAAGUAAGGCGCGUCGUUACGAUCACCAUCCAUCCACAGUACGAUUCGACCGUCUUCUCCAACGACAUCGCCGUCCUGCGGGUGGCGCCCGAGUUCCGGAAAACGGACACGUUCUUCCCGGGCAAACGAGUGCAGAAGGCACCGACGCCCGGCGAUCGGUGCAGCCUGGCCGGUUGGGGUGUGACGGACGAACGGUCGCACGUUAUGAGCCCGCACCUGCAGCGUAUCAAUGUGGCCAUCAGCGACUUUGGGGCGUGCAAUGUCGUGUUCGAUCAGCUACUCACCCGGGGUAUGCUGUGUGCGGAGGCACCCGGUCGGGACGCUUGUCAGGGCGAUUCGGGUGGUGCGUUGCUGUGUGCCGGAGGGCGCGUGGCGGGCAUCGUGAGCUUCGGCGACGGGUGUGCCAAACCGAACGUGCCGGGCGUGUACAUGGACGUGGCGUACUACGAAAAGUGGAUCAAUGGGGUGCUCCGGAAUAGUGGGGAGCGUUCGGUCGGCUAUCUGGCGGGUACGGUCAUGUUUUACUGGGCUGUGAAGCACCUGCUGAGGUAGUAAAGUGGCGGAGUUGCGGUUUAA
Anopheles stephensi (Asian malaria mosquito) is the source of this 1155-nucleotide messenger RNA. Its product is annotated as trypsin alpha-like. Lineage: Eukaryota; Metazoa; Arthropoda; Insecta; Diptera; Culicidae. Bases 91 to 1131 code for a protein of 346 amino acids. The transcript is spliced from 3 exons. Gene Ontology annotation, biological process: proteolysis. Gene Ontology annotation, molecular function: serine-type endopeptidase activity. The record is from RefSeq and is a predicted model, not a curated record.